Messenger RNA from Penicillium cataractarum, 324 nucleotides. RefSeq lists its product as uncharacterized. The record is from RefSeq and is a predicted model, not a curated record. The coding region runs from base 1 to 324 and encodes 107 amino acids. The transcript has 2 exons. NCBI's taxonomy places the organism in Eukaryota, Fungi, Ascomycota, Eurotiomycetes, Eurotiales, Aspergillaceae.
AUGUUGGACAAUCUACAAUCUGCUAGGGACAAAGUAGGGAACGCCCUGGGCCGCGCAGAGAUCCUUUGCCGAAUCAAAAAGACGAAGAAAAUCAGCGAAUUAGACAAGGAUGUGAAGCCUUAUGUGCCCAACUUGAAUGGACCUGUAUAUAGGCGAAAGCUGAUCGGCAUGGAUGGUCCUAGACCGUACUAUGUAUCGGAGUUGAAAUAUUCCCACGAUGACAAGCCUGUCACCCUGCGGGAGUGGGAAUUAAGCGGGCGGGAAUGCUACGAGCGCAAAGCCCUUGUUGACGACGCAAACUCGAAGCGCAAACUCGGAGUGUAA